AUGCCCUACCAAUGUUUCCAAGAAGCACGAGCCGUGCUCGCCGAAGACCGUUCCCGGAAACUCUUGGAGAUAGCAGAAAUGCGAAAACGAAUAGCUUUCUGGCAGAAUGUGCCGGCGAGUGAUUUGGGGGGGGAGUAUGCGAAGAAGGGGAAGUUGGUGAGGAUGCAGAGGUAUUUGGAGCAGUUGAAGAUCUUGGCGGAUGUGAAUGACCCGGUUAUCAAGAAGAGAUUUGAGGAUGGGAUGGGAGACAUGGAUCGCCCAAUCUACCGCUACCUCGCUGACCGCAAAUGGCGCGAGUACAAACGCAAACUCCUCAUGCAACGCAUAUCCCAAAUGCACAUCGUCCCUGACAUGCUCCCACACCUCGACCCCAUCGCCGAAGUCUCCCUCGGCUUCGGUCGACGCAACGUCCAGCCUGGCGAAUUCGUCGAUUCGCGCGUUAGCGAGAUACCGGCACGGCUGAACGUGCGGGUCUUUGAUAAGGGGGAGAGGUUGGUCAGUAUAGCGGUCGUGGACCAAGAUGUGCCGGAUGAGGAGCGAGAUAGUUUCGGCUCGAGAUGUCACUUUCUGGCUGUGAAUGUACCGUUGAGUCCGACGAAUACUUCGAUACCGUUGUUCAAGUUGAAAAAGGAGGAGCAUAUUGUGCAUCCUUGGCUGCCGCCAUACGCGGAAAAGGGCGCACCGUACCACCGGUUGGCGGUUUUUGUUAUACAGCAAGAUGGUGCUUGGAAGGGAGCGAGCUUGGAUAUCAAGGCUUUGAGAGAGAGUUCGAGGAAUAAAAGGGACGGCUGGAAGAUUCGAAGAUUUGUGGAUAAGAAGCCGCUGAAGCCGAUUGGGAUGCAUUUGUUCAGGAGCAAAUGGGAUGAGGGGACCGAUGGAGUGGUGACGAGGGCGGGCGUUAAGGGGAUGAACAUCGAGUUUACGAGGAAGAAGCCCGAGAAGCUACCAUAUAAGAAGAAGGAUGGAGCGAGAUACAGGUAA
Molecule: messenger RNA, 981 nt
Organism: Letharia lupina
Lineage: Eukaryota; Fungi; Ascomycota; Lecanoromycetes; Lecanorales; Parmeliaceae
Exons: 2
Coding region: 1-981 (326 amino acids)
Source: RefSeq, a predicted model, not a curated record